Cladophialophora carrionii CBS 160.54 is the source of this 975-nucleotide messenger RNA. RefSeq lists its product as uncharacterized. The transcript has a single exon. The record is from RefSeq and is a predicted model, not a curated record. Gene Ontology annotation, cellular component: extrinsic component of endoplasmic reticulum membrane; Vma12-Vma22 assembly complex. NCBI's taxonomy places the organism in Eukaryota, Fungi, Ascomycota, Eurotiomycetes, Chaetothyriales, Herpotrichiellaceae. Gene Ontology annotation, biological process: vacuolar proton-transporting V-type ATPase complex assembly. The coding region runs from base 1 to 975 and encodes 324 amino acids.
AUGGCGUCCACGCUUCCAUCGCCUCCAAAUUCGCGUGAUAGCUCGCCUGACUCGACCUCUAAAUCCAACACCGCCGCCGAUGACGGCGAGUCCCUCUCGUCCCGGCUUGACCUCCUCCUGAUCGAGUACCUCUCCCUCCUGGACAGAUACACCACCCUCCGCGCUCGGCUCGGCAGAGACUUCUCAUCCGGGUUCUUCGCGCUCGCGCAAGCGAACCGGUAUGCGGACUCCUCACUAGGCGCAGGGAGAAGGUAUGGCGAGGAAGGAUUCGACGAUAGGAUGAAAGCAAGGAGGGUAGUCGGUAUCAAGCGAGGAGAACGGACUGACAGGGACCGAAGUGGUCAGGGUGUCGAGUUAGAGGCGGCCGGGGAGACGAUACAGCACUCUGACAAGAAAGAUCUAUCUAAACGAAAAAACAAGCCACAGCUGUCUGAGGUCAUGGUUAGCGACGCGCCCAAGCAGGACUCUAGCGAGCCAGAGCUGCACGAACAAGAGUUAAAGGAUGGUAUUGACAGCGAACUGCCUUUGUACACUCAUCACCUUUCAGUCGAGACUUCCCUACUCCCCACGAAAGACCCUCUUAGAUGGUACGGCAUCCUGGUCCCUCCAGCGUUACGGACGUGUCAGGACCACUUCGCCACAGCCGUCUCCUCUGUGAUGCCAGAACUCUUGAACACUACAUUUUCAAUGGGAAGCGUAGAGGAUGAGAUCUGGACAAUUCGACGUGAGCUGGGUAUCCUCGACGAGUACGAAUACAACCCCAGUGACAUAGCCGACAAUCUGGAUGAAGAAGGCAUGAAGAAUCAUUCCAGACCUAGCCCUCAAGAUCAUGAGCCAGAGACGUCUGUUUCAGCCUUGGAGUUGACAUCGUCUAGGUCCAAGGCUUCACCGGCCAAGAAUCCAUCGAGUCUAUUGUCCACUUCCUCAGGGGGUAUGUCACCUCAGCCGCGAUCCAGGGUUUUGAAACUGGACUGA